Mucor mucedo is the source of this 966-nucleotide messenger RNA. RefSeq lists its product as uncharacterized. The transcript is spliced from 3 exons. Bases 109 to 738 code for a protein of 209 amino acids. The record is from RefSeq and is a predicted model, not a curated record. NCBI's taxonomy places the organism in Eukaryota, Fungi, Mucoromycota, Mucoromycetes, Mucorales, Mucoraceae.
UAACGCUCCCCUUUUAUAUUGAAAAAUGAGUUUACUUGGACUCCUUGUUUUUAUUUCAUCUUUAUCUUCUUUUUCCUUCUUCAAUAUAUAUAUAUAUAUAUCGGUUGAAUGGUCUUCAAUUUCUAUAUCGUCAGUCUAAGAUGGAGACCACCAAAAUUGGUCAUCGACGAAGAAGUGCUGUCAAGAAAUUUAUCUGCAUUUUUGCCAAAUACAAUAGUAGAGGAUCGGAUCGGUCAAAUUCGUCGUCUCGUUCGAAAUCACUGUCCAUCUCAUCAUAUUGAUUUCUACAUCUUUCUACUUGCUGUAGUGUGUAUCGUAUGCUCUGCUAUAUUUACCUUUAUUGCGAGAUCACUUAAUAUUUCAAUGUGGUGUCCACUUAUACUCCUUUUGGUUCCAACCGGAUUAAGUUUCUGGACAAGUAAAAGGCGUUCUACAUUGAUUAUCAAGAUCAAAGAGUUUGAAAGUAGGCUGAAAAAGACAUUGUAUGAAUUCAACACAAAUGAUUCGAUUCAUCACAUACAUUGGUCGUUAGAAAGAGUUCCCAUUGAACAAGCACCCUGUAGGUCAGCUAGAUUUUGUUUAAUGAUUCAUAUCACGGAGUUGGAUCCUGAAAUGGGAAUAUAUAAUACAAAUGGAGAAGAGCUGCCAACAUAUCAAGUCGCUACAAAUAAUAUAUUAUUACCACCAAGUUAUCAUGAACUGUUAUUAAUAAGACCGCCCGAGCCAGCUGUUUUAUAAAACACUUUUUUCCUUCCUUUUUCUUUAUAUACCAUAUCAUUAUUUAGGGAGGGGUUAUUAAAAAUAUAAUAAUAAAAAUAAUAUAUAAAAAAAAAGUAGCAAACUCGUUCAAUCUUUCUUUUCGACUACUGAUUCAUUUAAAAAAGGUUGGGCAUGCUUUCUGUACAUUGGCCAAGGAGGGACGACAACCUAUGAAUUCAACAUUAAACCUUUUAGUUGCAUACAUCA